AUGGCAUCAGCUUCACAAUCCUCAAAGAAAUCUCAGAAACGUAAAUCAGAUGCUGCCAAUCUGGGUGGCUCGGAUGUUCAGGUGAUUGUAGAAGAGGGUUCUACAUCUGCUGGACCAGCAUUUGUCAACUUCCCUUCGAUCAGACCAUCUAAAAACACCCCAUUUACCAUAUAUACUCGAGAUGUUGGAUCAUCCUCUGAUUUGACGAAACAACACACCAUCAUUGCCGGAGAGACAGAAGAUGUAGAAUUCUUCAGUACGAAUAGGGAUCACAAUCUGAACACUGAAGGUGCGGAUUGUCAAUAUCUUCCAGCAUUAUACGAUCCAUCAACCGGUACAGUCCACAUCAACCCUUCGACCCCUCUAUACCUCCUCACUCACGGUGUAAAGAGACUUCGUUCAUCUGUCACUCUACCUUCUGCGAGCGAUGCGAGAGCGCACUGGAAAGCUCAGCGAAAUGAUUUGGGUGAAACUUUUGGUACGAGAAAGGCCAAGACUCAAAUCCGAGCAGAGGAGAGGAACAAGGUGGACGUAUCGGCCAUGGAGGGUGUCAAGGGUCAUUUGAUGGGUAGUAUACCAGAGAUGCUGGUCGAUGAUGGUCCAGUCCAAGCUUCUGAGCUCAUUCCCACACCCGACCUGACCACUUCGGAUCCUUCCGAGGUAUACCCUCGAGAUUCACUUAUCUCUCCUUCCGAAUGGCAAUCUAUCAAUGUCUCCCAGUUGGUCCAUGCAGAAGAUGAAGAUAGUCGUCAGAAAUUAUUACCUCCCCAUAAAAAAUCCUUCUGGUUACAAGGUAGGAUCAGGUAUAUCAGGAACCUGGAGGACAAGACAGCUAGAAAGGAGCAGAUGAAAUACGUAUUAUACCUUGCAACCCUCUUAUCACUCUACGAUAACCCCUCGGUAAUCUCUAAAAUCCCUCCUGGCCAAAUCCAAACUAAAUUUCCUAAUGUACCUCAACAAUUGCUUGACGGAGUGAUCAAGAGGUUCUCAGAACUGCAGGGUAAGAAGCGAGUCGUGACUGAGAAGAUGAAAACCAAGUUAUUAGCUUGGAUAUGCGUCAUGUACCUUACGUUAGAUGGGUUCAGCGUUGAGAUUGGUAAGGUGGCUAGGGAUUUGAAGUUAAAAGAUGCUACGGUCGAAAACAUGUUUAAGAAUUUGGGAUGUGCAGUCAACAUUGCCACGCCAGCCGAAAGGGAGAAACAAGGUAUAUCAUUAGCCGAAGCGAGCAAGAAUAAGAAAGCUGUUCUAAAAGCUCCUGUAGUUUUCCCAAAGAUCAAAAGGCGAGGUCCUGCUAAGCGAUAA
Kwoniella botswanensis is the source of this 1302-nucleotide messenger RNA. RefSeq lists its product as uncharacterized. Gene Ontology annotation, cellular component: RNA polymerase I complex. Gene Ontology annotation, molecular function: DNA binding. NCBI's taxonomy places the organism in Eukaryota, Fungi, Basidiomycota, Tremellomycetes, Tremellales, Cryptococcaceae. The record is from RefSeq and is a predicted model, not a curated record. The transcript has 6 exons. Gene Ontology annotation, biological process: DNA-templated transcription; RNA polymerase I preinitiation complex assembly; transcription elongation by RNA polymerase I. Bases 1 to 1302 code for a protein of 433 amino acids.